This is a messenger RNA of Rotaria sp. Silwood2, 705 nucleotides long. Lineage: Eukaryota; Metazoa; Rotifera; Eurotatoria; Philodinida; Philodinidae. The record is from the annotation of a GenBank genome assembly.
AUGAAAUCGUUAAAAAAUAUUGAAAAAUUACUUACGCCGUUGGCAUCGGAUAUUAUUCGAAAAAUUACAUUUAUUGAACAAACUCUAACUUAUUCCGAAGCAAUGAGAUCAUUAACAAUGUCAAAUCUGUACUUGUGUGCACCAGAAGGAGAUUUCAUUCUUGAUCAAUUAAAUUUUUUUAAUCAAAAUAAUAAAGACAACAUUGAAAUGCGGGGAUGUGCAUCGGCUUUAUUUGAUGGUCAAAGAACAACCCGUUCUACUUACCAUAGCGGAACCAUUAUUGAAGACGAAACGUUAUCCAUUUAUGUAGGAUCGACUGGUUCGAAAUGGUCGAAUGUUUUGAUGCAUAUAAAUGAAAAUUUAACUACUGAUGGCUUCCAUUCACGUUUUUUAUUUCAUUGUUUAGAACCAGCUGCUAUAAUUGACGCUCCUCGAGCAACUACAUCAUACGAACAACUUGUUGAACGUCGUGGAGCUGAAUUGGAAAAAUUUGUUGCUGAAACAGAAACUGUUAUAAACAUAAAAUUUGGACCAUCAUUAAGUAUUUCAAAUGAACGUGAUACACCACCAACAAAUGUGCAAACGAAGUUAAUAAUAAGUAAACAAACAUGCGAAGAAGCAGUACAUAUAUUUUUAAAAAUAUUUAUGCCUCAACACUUUAUCAUAAUGAAUCAUCAUUUAUAUGAUGGUACGGAUGAAACAUAA